CUAGUUUACUCUUCUUCUAAAAUGAGUCUUAAAAGUUUCCCAUCAAAACCAAAAACCAAAACUUUCCUUCUUUAUAACAUACACAAACUAAGUUACACAUUGUCUUCUUCUUCUUCAUUCAAAUUUAGUUUAACAACUACUCUUUCAUUUGGAAUCAACUACAUUUUCAGCUUCAAACGUGUGCGAUCCUCGAUCUGUUACCGGAUGGGGAGGUGGUAGAGGAAUUGAAGAACUCAACUUCCCCUGCAUUGGUACUUUAAUGCCAUGACUACAGUUGAAGGCUCUAAAGAAGAAAUGGAGGGAAGUACUAUUGAGAGAUAUAGCAAGAUCAAGAAAGGAUCCUGGUUAGACCAAUUUCGACAUGGCUCUAAUCCUUGGAUGGCUAGAUAUCUUUACGCCAUAUUGUUUCUCAUUGCUAAUUUAUUAGCUUGGGCUGUUCGUGAUUAUGGCCAUAGCAUUUUGAAAGAAAUGAAGAGACUUAAAGGAUGUAAUGGUGGUGAAGACUGUAUGGGUGCAGAAGGAGUAUUGAGAGUAAGCUUGGGAUGUUCUCUAUUCUAUUUCGCCAUGUUCCUAUCUACAGCUGGUACUUCGAAAUUAAAUGACCGCAGAGAAUUAUGGCACUCAGGGUGGUGGUCUGCCAAGCUUUUUAUGAAUAUUUCUCUAAUUGUACUACCCUUUCUUCUUCCAGCAGAGAUUAUUUCAAUCUAUGGCCAGGUUGCUCAUUUUGGUGCUGGGGUAUUUUUACUAAUCCAGCUUGUAAGUAUAAUCAGUUUUAUCACAUGGCUGAACGAUUUCUGUCAUUCAGAGAAAUAUGCUGUGAGAUGCCACGUCCAAAUGAUGUUACUUGCAACAGUUGCAUACGUUAUAUGCAUCCUCGGGAUCAUCUUAAUGUACAUUUGGUAUACGCCUCAACCAUCGUGCCUUCUUAAUAUUUUCUUCAUCUCCUGGACAUUAGUACUCCUCCAACUCAUGACCAGUGUUUCUCUCCACCCCAAAGUGAAUGCCGGUUUCCUGACUCCAGGUUUUAUGGGGCUAUAUGUGGUGUUCCUCUGCUGGUCUGCCAUCAGAAGUGAACCUGCAGAGGAGAAAUGCAUCCGGAAAGCAGAAUCGCCAACUGGAAAAGGAGACUGGUUCACCAUCAUAAGCUUUGUUGUAGCAGUCCUUACAAUUGUCAUCGCAACAUUUUCAACUGGAAUUGAUUCAAAAUGCUUUCAGUUUAAGAAGGAUGAUGCACCUGAAGAAGAUGAUGUACCAUAUGGUUAUGGAUUCUUUCAUUUCGUCUUUGCGACGGGAGCUAUGUAUUUUGCAAUGCUAUUAAUUGGAUGGAAUCCUAAUCACGCCAUGAAGAAGUUUACGAUAGACGUUGGUUGGACUAGUACUUGGGUAAGGGUAGUGAAUGAAUGGCUUGCAGUUUGUGUUUACAUAUGGAUGCUCGUGGCUCCGAUCAUAUGGAAAAGCAGGCAAGUAGCAACAUCAAAUGUGUGACAGACAAACUUCACAUUGCUAAGAUUUCUCCAAAUUCUUAUGGCUGGCCUUUGUGGUUUUCAUGCCUGUCCCCGAAAACAGAAGAAAAAGAAGCAAGUCUCCACAUAUCCACUAUUUGAAAACGAAUAUCCUGUCUAAUCACCUCUCUCCAAGCUAAAAACACUAUAGAAUAUGGAGCGGAGGAAGUAAGUCUGACUAAUCAUAGCCCUUUGUAUCUGGAAAGCAGAUCUUUAUACAUGUAAAUGUCAUAGCUUAUGUAACUUACAGAAUCUCAAUUUCUUGAUUUUUUUUCUUUUCUAAGAGCUAAAUGAAAGCAAAAAAGAAAAAGGGUUAAAGAAAAGGGGUAAAACAAUGAUGUCACUGUUAUUUAGCUUUGUUGGUUAACCUUUUCUUAUCCUUUGAAUAGUUUGUAAAUAUUGAAGGAAAAGUUAAGAAAAAAUAGUUAGUAAGCCACAAAAGAAUUUGCACGGUAAUACCAUGUACAAUAAACUUUUGUGGUUCGACUCUUCUCUGGA
Molecule: messenger RNA, 2000 nt
Organism: Solanum pennellii
Lineage: Eukaryota; Viridiplantae; Streptophyta; Magnoliopsida; Solanales; Solanaceae
Product: probable serine incorporator
Exons: 13
Coding region: 265-1485 (406 amino acids)
Cellular component (GO): membrane
Source: RefSeq, a predicted model, not a curated record